UCCGAUGCACCUCAGGCAGCAGCAGCAGCAGCAGCACAGGGCGGAGAUGGUUGCGCCCAAGGGGUGCGUGACGGUGCGCGUGGGGGCGGACGGGGAGGAGCAGCGCCGCUUCGCCGUGCCGCUCGACCACCUCAAGCACCCGCUCUUCGGGGCGCUGCUCGACGAGGCCGAGCGCGAGUACGGCUUCAGGCACCAGGGCGCCAUCGCCAUCCCCUGCCGCGUCGACCGCUUCGUCCACGUCGAGCGCCUCAUCGACCGCGACCUCGGCGCGCACGGCCACCAGCUCGUCGACCUCGACUGCGGCGCCGCCACCGCCCACGCCCACGGCCACCUCCACCUGCCGCGCUUCGUCGGCUGCUUCCGCGCGUGACGGUGACGAUGGCGACGCGUCGUCGGCCGCUGGAUCUCUUGCUGUUUCUUUGUUAGGGUUGGUUCGUUGAGUAGUUCUCUCCCGUAUGCUGCUGGAUAGUUUGUUUCGCCCUCCGGUCUCGAUCGAUCUCCCGUACGUAUGGGUUUGUUAUGCAUGGUUGUUCUCCAUUGGUUUGGUUUGUGCUGGCUGGGAGAAUCGAUCGGAGGACGAAUUCCAUGUUGAUGAUGAUGAUGAAAAAUUAUGAUCCAAGUGUAAAGAGAUAAUGUAAUUGUUAGUAGCUUAUUAAUCCUCUCCUUUUUUCCUUCAUCAA
Messenger RNA from Triticum aestivum (bread wheat), 680 nucleotides. Its product is annotated as auxin-responsive protein SAUR32. Gene Ontology annotation, biological process: response to auxin. The record is from RefSeq and is a predicted model, not a curated record. Lineage: Eukaryota; Viridiplantae; Streptophyta; Magnoliopsida; Poales; Poaceae.